Messenger RNA from Haliotis rubra (blacklip abalone), 1885 nucleotides. Its product is annotated as protein toll-like. Gene Ontology annotation, biological process: immune response; toll-like receptor signaling pathway. NCBI's taxonomy places the organism in Eukaryota, Metazoa, Mollusca, Gastropoda, Lepetellida, Haliotidae. The record is from RefSeq and is a predicted model, not a curated record. Gene Ontology annotation, cellular component: membrane. Gene Ontology annotation, molecular function: transmembrane signaling receptor activity; protein binding. The transcript is spliced from 3 exons. Bases 1 to 1797 code for a protein of 598 amino acids.
AUGAGUAAAGAAAACUCCAACCUGAGGAGAUUUGAUGCAUCUCGGAACAGGAUUAGCUUCAUUGGAAACAAUGUGUUCCAUAAGGGUCUUGUAUUUCUAAAGGAAGUUGACCUGUAUUACAACAACCUCGAGGUAUUUGAGCCAUGGCCUUACAUUCCAAUGAUCUCAAAAUAUUCAAAUAAGCGAAUGUCCUUUAAUCUUCAGUUUAACCAAAUUUCACGUUUCUCAAACACCAUGGGAUGGACAAUGACUAAGGAACCCAAUGUGGAGGUAAAUCUUACACACAACAGACUCAGGUACUUCAGGACAGAGAAUGUCAGUCAAUAUUUGGCUGGACGGAUACCAACAAUAUUUGACAUAGGUGUUAUGGGGAUCGUUGUCCGGAAAAACCCAUGGUUCUGUGAUUGUGGGUUUUAUUAUCUGUUGAUGCAAUUCAUUGACACCUUCUAUUACAGCAUGGCUGAGGGCUUUAUGACCUGCGAUAGUCCCAGGGAGUUCAAGGGAUACAAUUUUUCAUAUUUCUUCGAUCAUCCAGACCAACUGAUUUGUAAUAUCACAGAAAGAUGUCCUGCUGACUGCAAGUGUCAAGACCGACCUCACGAUGGUUACAUACUAGUGGACUGCUCCAGGUCUGGAGAAUAUACCGACUUGCCACAGACUGUGCCUCCAGGGCCAUUGUUCCUUCAGCUGUCUCAUAACAAAAUAUCUUCAUUGUCUCACAAAGACUAUCUACAAAAUAUCACACGUCUUGAUGUGUCUUCAAAUAACAUUUUACUCUUGGAAGAUUCCUUUCUUGAGAAAGUACCAAGUUUGGAAUAUAUUGACAUUAGAAACAACAACUUAAAAACCUUGCCAUCCAAAAUUCAGACCUUCCGUGUCUCAUCUGUCAAGUUCAGUGGAAACCCUCUCGUCUGCUCAUGUGACACCAUUUGGAUAAAUGAUUGGAUACGACGUAAUUCUGAGAACAUGUCUUUUGACUCCCUGUCCCAUCACUUGUGCUACCACAAUGGACGUCAUUUACGUCUUGUGGAUGUGACUUGGAACUCUCUUGUCUGCUAUCGAGAUAUCGCCAUUAUUGUUAGUGUGGUGCUUGGAGUGUUGCUUCUCAUUCUCAUUAUUUGUACUGUCGUCUGCUGCAAGCGGAAAUACGAGUGUAAAGUAUUGAUGUAUGACUACUUCCGUGUUCAUCCAUUUGACCACGCGUCUUGUGACAAGGCAGACGAUGCAACUAAAAGACACGAUGUCUACAUAUCCAUAGACAGGGAAAACGAAGACAUCAGGCUUUGGGUGAAAGAUAAACUUUUGAAACAACUGGAAAAACAGAAAAAGUCCCGUCCAGUAUACAAAGUGUAUUACCCAUGUCGUCAGGACGAUUUUGGGGAUAGUAUAGCAGAUCAGAUGGUGGAAAACAUCAAGAAAGGUAGAAGAGUUCUUGCUAUUGUAAAUAGUUCAUAUGUGAAAAACGGCUGGUCCAUAGAAGAAUUCGACUUCGCUCAUCGUCUUAUGGAAGAAACUAAAUCAGGUCGUCUGCUCGUUUUAAUACACGGUGACCUUGACCUCUCUACUGUGACGCAGGAGCCACUGAAGACCUACCUGAGUGGUCGUCAAUGUCUGAAUGUCUCUGACCGGUGGUUGUGGAGGAAACUAAGGUACGAACUGCCCCAAAGAACUCGAAACAAUACGAGGGAAAGCCUCACGUAUGGUUUCAGUAGUAGCCAUGCCUCUCUGUCAGAGAGUAGUGGCAUAUCCGAGAACCAGAUGGACAAUCCCGAUUUUGUGACGACCGAUGUGGUGUAGCUGUAGUGACAUUGACUUGAAUGCUGCUUUGUAGUUCAUACUAAUCUGUGUGUGGUAAGAAUGGUGUGGAAUAAAUGUGACAUUUUUA